This is a messenger RNA of Stegostoma tigrinum, 1991 nucleotides long. Its product is annotated as G1/S-specific cyclin-D1-like. Gene Ontology annotation, biological process: regulation of cyclin-dependent protein serine/threonine kinase activity; positive regulation of G1/S transition of mitotic cell cycle; mitotic cell cycle phase transition. NCBI's taxonomy places the organism in Eukaryota, Metazoa, Chordata, Chondrichthyes, Orectolobiformes, Stegostomatidae. The coding region runs from base 189 to 1067 and encodes 292 amino acids. The record is from RefSeq and is a predicted model, not a curated record. Gene Ontology annotation, molecular function: cyclin-dependent protein serine/threonine kinase regulator activity. Gene Ontology annotation, cellular component: cyclin-dependent protein kinase holoenzyme complex; nucleus; cytoplasm. The transcript has 5 exons.
GUGAAAUGACUGACACACUAAGGGCCCAGUUCAAGAGGUGGUCAUUGGCCAGGGGCAGAGUGACCUCCCCCCACCUCGCUUGGCUUCAGGUCCACAGGGAGGAGUUAAUGUACGGGCAGCUCAGGCUAUAUCAGGGAGGGUCCUGAGGCAGCCGCUGCAAAGUCCCCGAGUCUGAAGUUGGAGCGGCGAUGGAGACAAGCAGGGCAGAGCUGCGCUCCGAGUCAGAAAGGGUAUGCCACGCACAAGCAGAUCCCUGUCUGCUGCAGGCUCGGGUGCUGACAAAGCUGCUAGAGACCGAGGAGAGGUAUCUGCCAAACAGGGGGGCACUUUCAUCGCUACAGCAGGAGAUUCAGCCUCACAUGAGGAACAGGGUGGCCUGCUGGAUGUUGGAGGUUUGUGAAGAGGAAAGCUGUGAGAAGGAGGUGUUCCCCCUGGCGAUGAGCUACCUUGACCGGUUCUUGUCGGUGGUGUCGCUGGAGAAGUCGAGGCUGCAGUUGCUUGGCUCGGCUUGCCUGCUCCUGGCCUCGAAGCUCAGGGAAUCCCGGCCGCUCUCUGUGAACAGCGUGUGCGCCUACACUGCGCACUGGUCCAGGCCGGAAGAACUGCGGACGAUGGAGCUGCUGCUUUUGAAUAAACUGCGGUGGGAUAUUGCAGCCCCGACCGCCCUGGAGUUUGUGGAACAUUUAAUACGAGCCACAAGCCUGGCAAGGGUCAAAGAACAAGUUGUCCGAAAGCACACAGAUACUUUCAUCGCGCUCUGCGCAACAGAUGGUGAGUUUACCUCGUUCCCACCGUCCAUGAUUGGUGCAGCGAGCCUCGCUGCCGCAGUAACAGGUCUCCAUGCUGGGCAGCAUGGACAUUGGCUCCUGCAUCGGGAACUGACUGACCAGCUCGCACACGCCAUCCGCUGCGAUCCGGAGUGUUUACGAACCUGUCAGGAGCAGCUGGAGGCCGCGCUCCAGGCCCGGCUACAGCCAGCACAUGGCCGCGCCCCGCCUCGUGCCGAUAAAUCCGGGGAGCAGGAACGUUCUCGAACCCCCACCGACAUCCGGGACAUAAGGCUGUGAGGACCGGGACCGGGACUGGGCUCCAAUCCCAGAAGGAGGUCCAAUACCCCCUCACCAGCCCCUCCGUGUCUCCCCGGCUGUGGGCGGGAACAGCUCCGGGGUGUCUUCCUCAUGGAUCUCAGAGAAUUGUCGGGAAACAAGGCUGGUGAGUGACCGGGAAAAUGAGGGGGUUUAGGCCGCGGGUGACAGGAGAAGGUGGCCCUUCAGCCCAUCAAAUCUGCUCCUCAAGUCACUUUGAUCUCGUCAGGUCCAUUUUUCCACCAGGAUUCCAUUCUGCCCCCUGCCAGACUAUCAAGAAAUCUGCUGAUCCUCAAUCUCAAAAGCUCCAGGACACUCCAUCGGCUUCAAAUGAGCACUUGAAUUGCCAGGCAGCAUGCGAGGCUCUGGCGGUGGUGUCCCCACCUCUGAGCCAGGAGACCGGGGUAUAAAUGCCACCUACCCCAGAGGUGUCUGAUAACAUCCCUAAGCAGGUCAACUCAAAAACAUUGACAACGUGAUCGGCCAAGCGCUGGAAAAUGGGAUUGGAAGAGAGAAAUGCUUCGUGACUAGAAUGGACAUGAUGGACCAAAGGGUCUUUUUAUUGCGCCGUUAAGUUCUGUGACUCUAUUCGUCCACUACUGGAGUGGACUCACUGGAAUGGAUGGUCUCCUCCUGUUGCCUGUAACCCCAGUCUCUCUCUCCCUCAUCAAUGCCUUAAAAGUGUAUCCCUUAAUGAUUGACACUCUCGUGGGGAUCAGAGACCAGUGAGACAGGGAGCACAUCCCUUGACAGUGACCAUGGAAACCGUUAAUGGCUCCUUCAGCUAUUUCAUUAUUAUUUAACUAUUUAUUAUCAGCUGUCUUAAUUUAAAGAAUUGUCUGUAUUUAAUGCUUAAUGUCAAACUUAUUCAUUGUUGUAAUAAAGUUCACUGAUCUCAUUGGCCAA